Messenger RNA from Thecamonas trahens ATCC 50062, 1166 nucleotides. RefSeq lists its product as uncharacterized. Gene Ontology annotation, molecular function: snRNA binding; O-methyltransferase activity; RNA methyltransferase activity. Gene Ontology annotation, biological process: snRNA modification. The record is from RefSeq and is a predicted model, not a curated record. Lineage: Eukaryota; Apusomonadida; Apusomonadidae. The transcript has 2 exons. The coding region runs from base 1 to 831 and encodes 276 amino acids.
AUGGCUGCCGCAGGCGACGAGGUGCGAGCUGCUGGCUGUGCCGGAGACGACGAGUCGGGCAAGGUGGAGGCUGCGGGCGAGAGCAGCAAGAAGCAGGCGACAAACGCGUACGGCAACUACCGCGGGUACUACAAGACAAGCUAUCGCGAUGGCGCAGCCGAUGCGCGGCCGGAGCUGAUCCCGGUCUCGGCGGUUGCCGGCAAGUCGCUGCUGGACAUCGGGUGCAACUCGGGCUUGCUCACGCUCAAGCUCCUCGCCUCGCACGGCCCGGCAAGCGUGCUCGGCAUCGACGUUGACCAGCGGCUUAUUGCGCAUGCUAGGCAGCGGCUGCGUGAGAUGGAGCCGGAGCUGGCGGCAAACGCUCGCUUUGCCUGCUGUGAUAUCAUGGCGGUCGCCGCCGGCAAGCCGGUGCCGUCGGCACUGCUGCCUCAGGCCUACGUCAUGCCCGAGCGCAAGCUGCGUUCGCAAGACGUCAAGUCAUCGUCGGCCGUCCAGCGUGGCAAGACCAAGUUUGGCGUUGUCCUUGCGCUCUCGGUCAGCAAGUGGAUCCACGUCCAUCACGGCGACGCCGGCCUGAUCUCCUUCUUUGAGCUCGUCUACGACCUGCUCGACGGGCCGGGCUCGGUCUUUGUUCUCGAGCCGCAGCCGUGGUCAUCGUACCGCAAGCGCUGCCGCUUCCUCCCGGGGCUCUCGGACGUCAUCCACACGCUGCAACUCCGUCCAGAUGGCUUCGAACGCCUUCUCCUCGACACCAUCGGCUUUACGGCCUGCUCGCGGCUGACGAACGAGGGCAACUUUGGCAAGCGCGAGAUGCUCAUGUUUAUCAAGUAGAAGGAAGCUGCGAGGUCACGCCGUCCCGUGCCACUUGGCCAGCUGCGGCCACCAUGCCGCAUCGAGCGGCGCGUCCCAGAUGCCAAUGCGGGUCACGCCCUUGGCGGCAAUGGCCGCAAACCGGCGCUCAAGAUCGGCGGGAGUGAGCGGCUGGCCGGUGGUCGGGUUGGUGGUCAUGAGACCGACGCCGAGCUUGCGGACGCCAACCUGGGUCACUGCAGUCUCGAGAGCAGUCUCAAACGCGGACCACUCGCCGGCGUAGGUGGCCAUAGUAAAGACGGUGUCGACCCGCGACUCGCCAAGCGCCGUGUAGUUCCACACAUACGACCACUGCG